GACAUUCUGUUCUAAGCAUAUAUGACUUCCGUGAUUACAGUUGUACAGUGGAAGUUUUGAUAUAAGCGUAAUGGAUUUCAGUGAGGGUUAUGUAUCAAAUGAGCAUCGAGAGCUUCAUCGAUCAGCAACAGAAAGUGCAGAUCCAUUGUCUGUUUCUCCAUUGCAACUUUCUCCGAAGUCCCCAAGAUCUCCCAAAUCUCCAAGGUCUCCAAAAUCUCCGAGGUCCCCAAAGGUGCAAGGCAAGUGCAGCAAUCUAAGUCCAAAGAAUCAUAGACAAUCAUGUUCUCAAAAAGAUGGACGUCCAAAGAAAGGUGGUUCCGGGGGGAAAGGUACCUGGGGUGGAUUGCUUGAUGCAGAUGACGCGAGCUUUCUUGAUCCUAGUGAUCCAAACUAUGACAGCAGUGAGGAAUUUAACCAUUCAAAUGAAAAGAAACCGUCAACAGAUCUCGAGAACUACAAGAAAAAAGCUACGAUAAUAGUGGAGGAAUACUUCGCCACUGAUGAUGUUGUUGCAACAAUGAAUGAAAUUAAAGAAUUAGGGAAACCAGAGUAUGGUUACUAUUUUGUCAAAAAACUUGUCUCUAUGUCCAUGGACAGACAUGACAAAGAAAAGGAAAUGGCUGCUAUUCUGUUAUCUGCACUUUAUGCCGAUAUAUUUGAUCCUCCACAAGUUUACAAAGGCUUCAGCAAAUUAGUUGAAUCAGCAGAUGACUUGAUGGUAGAUAUACCAGACACAGUUGAUGUUCUAGCACUUUUUAUAGCUCGUGCCGUGGUUGAUGACAUACUUCCUCCUGCAUUUUUGAAGAAACAGAUGGCCUAUUUAACCAAAUAUUCAAAAGGGGUAGAUGUCCUGAAAAAAGCUGAGAAAAGUUAUCUAGCAGCCCCUCUGCAUGCGGAAAUCAUAGAGCGGCGCUGGGGAGGUAGUAAGAACACCACUGUUGAUGACGUUAAGGCUAAGAUAAAUAACUUUUUGAAGGAGUAUGUUGUAAGUGGUGACAAGAAAGAAGCCUUUAGAUGCAUCAAAGAUUUGAAAGUUCCUUUUUUCCAUCACGAAAUAGUGAAACGGGCUCUUAUAAUGGCAAUGGAGAGACGUCAAGCAGAAUUCCCACUACUAGACCUGUUGAAGGAAGCAGCUGAAGAAGGUUUCAUUAACUCUAGCCAAAUGUCUAAAGGGUUCGGUCGGUUGAUUGACACAGUUGAUGACUUAUCACUUGACAUACCAAAUGCACGUGGUAUACUACAGCAACUAAUGUCUAAGGCAGCAUCUGAGGGUUGGUUGUGUGUGUCAUCUUUGAAGUCACUUUCAGUGGAGCCCGAAAAGAACUCAAUAGAAGAUAGCGCUGCCAAAAGUUUCAAGGUAAACACUCAAUCCAUCAUUAAAGAGUACUUCUUAUCAGGUGAUAUAUUUGAGGUAAAUAGUUGUCUAGAACAAGAGAACAGCAACAACUGUACUGAACUCAAUGCAAUCUUUGUUAAAAGAUUGAUAACUCUGGCAAUGGAUAGGAAGAAUAGGGAGAAGGAAAUGGCUUCUGUACUGCUUUCUUCAUUGUGUUUCCCAGCUGAUGACGUUGUAAGUGGUUUUGUGAUGUUGAUAGAGUCAGCAGAUGACACAGCUUUGGAUAAUCCUGUUGUUGUUGAGGAUCUUGCAAUGUUUCUAGCUAGAGCAGUGGUUGAUGAAGUCCUAGCCCCACAGCACCUUGAAGAGAUUGGAACACAGUGUCUGGGGCCAGAUUCAAUUGGGAGCAAAGUGCUUCAAAUGGCAAAGUCGUUACUAAAGGCUAGACUUGCAGGAGAGCGAAUCUUAAGGUGUUGGGGAGGUGGGGGAAGCAGCAGGCCUGGAUGGGCAGUUGAGGAUGUCAAGGACAUGAUUGGAAAGCUGUUGGAGGAGUAUGAGUCUGGAGGUGAAAUAAGGGAAGCGUGCCGCUGCAUGAAAGAGUUAGGAAUGCCAUUUUUCCAUCAUGAGGUUGUUAAGAAAGCUUUGGUGACAAUCAUUGAAAAGAAGAAUGAGAGGUUAUGGGGUCUACUUAAGGAGUGCUUUGAAUCAGGACUAAUAACCAUGUAUCAAAUGGUGAAGGGUUUUGGAAGAGUUGAAGAAUCUCUUGAUGACUUGGCUUUGGAUGUCCCUGAUGCUAAAAAACAGUUUGAACACUAUGUUGAACGAGCAAAGGCUAAUGGAUGGUUGGAUAAUUCAUUUUGUUACACAAAACUGGAACAUGCAACAGAGAAUGGCACCCACUAAUUAUAAUGUGGGGAAAAUCAUCAGCAAUACUAGUUUUGCUUUAUCUCCUUUUUCAAAUCUACA
Messenger RNA from Abrus precatorius (Indian licorice), 2302 nucleotides. Its product is annotated as programmed cell death protein 4. Gene Ontology annotation, biological process: negative regulation of DNA-templated transcription. Bases 71 to 2239 code for a protein of 722 amino acids. NCBI's taxonomy places the organism in Eukaryota, Viridiplantae, Streptophyta, Magnoliopsida, Fabales, Fabaceae. The record is from RefSeq and is a predicted model, not a curated record. The transcript has 3 exons.